UCUUCCUGAUCAGCUGCUGGUGCACGUAUAUGAGUUUAAGGAAAUGGCAGAAAACUCUAAAACAAGCAGAGACCAAGAAGAGAUGAAAGAAAACCAUUCACAGCACAAGAUUUACCUUGAUUACAACGCUACUACACCUGUUACGGCAGAAGUGGUAGAAGCUGUGGAAGAAGCUUUGCGUGAUGCCUGGGGUAAUCCCAGCAGCAGCUACCCUGCAGGAUGCAAGGCCAAGCAGCUGAUAGACACAGCACGAGCGCAGAUUGCUAGGAUGGUAGGAGGAAAGGCAGAGGAUAUCAUCUUCACCUCCGGGGGCACAGAGGCCAACAACAUGGUGCUAUUGUCUGCAGUGGAAAACUACAAGAUACCAGCAGAACAAAGUCACAAUACUGCUAAUGGGACCUUGCCACACAUUAUUACCUCGAAUGUGGAGCAUGAUUCUGUGGCACUGCCACUCCUACACCUUCAGAGGACACGCAGUGCGGAAGUGACCUUUGUACCAGUCUCUAAAGUGACUGGACAAGUUGAAGUAGAAGAUGUAAUUGCUGCUUUACGUCCCAACUCAUGUCUGGUGUCCAUCAUGCUGGCAAAUAAUGAGACUGGGGUCAUCAUGCCUGUAAGCGAGCUGUCACAGCGAUUGGCUGCUAUUUCUCAAGAACGUGUAGCUCAGGGACUUUCCAGGAUUCUUUUUCACACGGACGCAGCUCAAGCUCUUGGGAAGGUGGAGAUUGAUGUGCAGGAGCUGGGAGUCAAUUACUUGACCGUUGUAGGGCAUAAGUUUUAUGGGCCUCGUAUUGGGGCUUUAUUUGUGCGUGGUCUUGGACAGCUGUCGCCACUGUUACCAAUGUUGUAUGGAGGAGGCCAGGAGCGAAACUUCCGUCCAGGUACAGAGAAUACACCAAUGAUUGCUGGCCUCGGAAAGGCCGCAGAGCUUGUAUCCUCACACUGCACUGUAUACAGGAGUCACAUGCAAGAGGUUCGAGAUUAUCUUGAGCAAAAGCUACAGGAAGUUUUUGGGGACAAGAUCCGUUUUAAUUCACGUUUCCCUGGGUCAAACCGCCUUCCAAACACAUGCAAUGUAUCUCUUUUAAGGCCUGCUGCACUUGGUCGUGAGUGGCUGUCGCAUUGUCAUUAUCUUCUGGCCAGUGUAGGAGCAGCGUGCCACUCAGAUCGGGGAGACAGCCCAUCUCCAGUGCUGCUGAGUAGUGGGGUGCCACUAGAUGCUGCCCGAGGUGCAAUACGUCUUAGUGUAGGACGAGAAACGUCUCGAGAAGAUGUGGAUUUGAUUGUCCAAGACCUCGAGCAAGCAGCCCAGGCCUUGGAAGAAAAGACAAGGAUGUGCAGAAAUUAGAUAAACACGAGGAAAGAUAUAUUUGUAAAUGUUUAGCGGAUAAAGAAGAAAUAGGAAAGAUGAAGGUGUUGUUUCACUAUAUGCCAAUGGAGGGCAGUUUUCUUUAAAGGAACAUUAAACUAAAAAAAAAUUAUAAUAUGCUUGUGACAGAGCAAUAAUUAAUGUGCAUAGAAUUGAUCAGCAGUUUAGCAUGGAAUUGCCAAAAAGCUGAAGAAAUUUUUUUUAAAUCUAUUUUGGUUGAAGAAUUUUCAAGGUUUUGCAAAUCAAGUGCAGUUCAGGGAAACGUCUGGUGGAAUUCAUGUUCCAAACUAUUUUGUUGUAGGCAGUAAAAGACAUAUGGAAAUGAGCUUCUGUUCUCAUCUAAGCAUUGACUGUGUAGAAUUUUGGGGGAAAUCAGUCAAUUUCAUCAAGUUUACAUAUGAUGGAGAUACUCCAGCCUCUUACAGCAAAAAUGAAUGUAUAUUGCAAUAUUGUAUAUUUUUGAAUUAAACUUUUUGGCUAGAUUA
Bombina bombina (fire-bellied toad) is the source of this 1854-nucleotide messenger RNA. RefSeq names its product selenocysteine lyase (gene SCLY). Lineage: Eukaryota; Metazoa; Chordata; Amphibia; Anura; Bombinatoridae. The transcript is spliced from 13 exons. The record is from RefSeq and is a predicted model, not a curated record. Bases 44 to 1348 code for a protein of 434 amino acids.